GGUCAUUCCUUUAAGUACGUCGCCCUUAUAUUCCUCUCAGCGUUCCUCGAAAUUCGCCUCUCCGUCUCUCUCUCUCUCUCUCUCUCUCUCUCUUAGGGUUCCUUACCGAAUCGAAUCGAAUCUGUAUCAAGAAGUGUUUGUUCCUAGAGAAUCCGAGAAGAUUAGUUCUUCCAUCGGCUUCUCGGACUUCUGGAUGGUAGUUUUCAUCCGUUGGACACAAUUUAACGGGUACAUUUAGUCGCCUGUGAACUUUUAGACAAAAGUUUUCUGAAAUAUCAAUAUUAACAAACGAAGAUUGGGGGGGGGGGGGGGGGGGGGGGGCACUGAAGGAAGACUUCAAAUCUAUUACCCCGAGAUUUCCCAAAUGUCAAUAUGGCAACAAACCUUAAAGAGAAGGUCCAGGAGGAUGCCAGUGAUGGCAAUGAUGUAGCUGAGGAUGUGGAUUUAGGCGGAGGUAUCUCAGAUUUUGCUAGUGCACUCUGGGCACUUAAUUUUGAGCAAUUUUUCUGUUCCAAGGUUUUACGCAUUAAAACUUGCUGCUGCAGUUCAUCAUGAGAUCUAUGAAUUUGAAUGGAAGUUUUCUAUAGUUCUGCUGCUUUUUGGAGGUGCCUGACUUCUUCUCGAGAUUUUUCAACAUGCCAAAGGAGAGAAGAGACCGUUCGAUGUCUCGUGAUGUGUACAGGGCAUCUCCUUUUUCAUGCAGUUCUAGUUGUGCUAGACGAUCUUCACCAAGAAUUCCUUUAGAAACGAAGGAAAACUUAAAGGAAUGGGAAGAAGCUAGGUGCCCUGUUUGCAUGGAACAUCCUCACAAUGCAGUUCUGCUAAUCUGCUCAUCUCGUGAGAAGGGAUGCCGACCAUACAUGUGUGAUACUAGCUACCGCCACUCAAACUGUCUUGAUCAGUUCCGAAAGUCAUUUUUAGAAACCUCAUCAACAAUAUUGGGACCUGAUGACACUCUUUCAACCACCCGCUUGUCUCCUAAUGAGACUUCAGAAUUGACAGUUACUGAGGUGCAAGAAGAAAGAAGUGAGGAAGUGCACCCCCCUUUGCAUCCCAUCUCUUGUGAGAAUCAGGAGCAACCAAAGUUAGUGUGCCCCCUAUGUCGUGGACAGAUACAAGAAUGGAUUGUUGUUGAGCCUGCUCGUCAUUUCAUGAAUGCGAAAUUAAGGAGCUGCUCCUGUGAGACAUGUACUUUCACUGGCACCUAUACAGAUCUCAGGAAGCAUGCUAGGCUUGAGCACCCCCUUGUGCGCCCAUCGGAGGCUGACCCAGAGCGACAGCGUAAUUGGAGGAGGUUGGAGCGACAGAGGGACCUUGGAGACUUGCUCAGCACACUGCAAUCUUCAUUUGGAGAGGAGAGGGGUGAUGACAACAUUUUGCCCAUUGAUGAUGGGGGUUGGCUGACUGUAUUCUUUCUCAUUCGGGUUUUUCGACCUGGUUCUAGUCCAAGAAGCGGCAGCUGGUCUGGUACCUCGCGAACCAGAGCACAAAUGAGCAUUAGAAGGAGAUCUAGUAGGCUUUGGGGGGAGAGCUAUGAUGGUGAAACUGGAUCUUCUUCCCGAGACGAGGACAAUGACUCAUCUGAUGGUGGCUCAGUUCCUUGGAGGCGCCCUUUGUGGCGGAGGACAACUCCAGACGAGGAGCCAUAAUUGCAGAACUUUGUGGGCACUGUUUCAUUGUUUGUUUCAAGGUGGACAGAAGGGAAGAAAAGUUGGAAGUUCUUUCACUUGUGCAUCGGAAUUCUGUUCCACUGGACGUGGGACGGUUUUGUUGAUUAAAGUUGCUGGAAUGUUACUAAAAGAAAUUGUAAUCUAUAGAAAAGCUUUUAAUUGAAUCACAUUUUCUUUCCCUAGAAGCUUUCCUUCAUUUUGCCUUAUGCUGCAAUUAUAUCAAAGUCUCUUUGAACAAUGAAGCGUGUAAUAAAUAUUUUCAUUCUUGGCAGUACUUGGGCUGCUGCCAAGUUCC
Molecule: messenger RNA, 1965 nt
Organism: Juglans microcarpa x Juglans regia
Lineage: Eukaryota; Viridiplantae; Streptophyta; Magnoliopsida; Fagales; Juglandaceae
Exons: 5
Coding region: 636-1649 (337 amino acids)
Source: RefSeq, a predicted model, not a curated record